AGAUAGUAUGCUGCAUACGUUGGCAGUGCAGUAGGCAGCAUUCUGCUAAGGCGAAAAAAAUAUUUUUUACGGUUCGCUAUUUCGAUAUGUAAAAACGAAUGGAGAGCGCAUUGCUGCCAUUACUCUUUCUUUCCUCUUUGACAAUCGGUAGUACUCAGAAUGAAGUGUCCUUGUAUGGAGAUAGUUCUAUUAAUCUACCACUGCAAAGUAGUAGUGAAAAUAGCAAAUUACACAUGUCGUUCAGAACAAGAAGAAGAAACUGUGUUUUAUUCAUAGCGGCAGGUAAAAAGGAUUACUUGAUCCUAUCACUAAAAAAUGGUCGACUUAAUAUACAAAUUGAGAUGGGAGGAGGAGAGACAACAUUCACUAGCAAUCCGCAAGUCAAAUUAAAUGAUCUUCAAUGGCAAGAUAUAACUCUCAGUAGAUCCAAAACGGAUGUUCAUUUGACUAUUUCCAAAGUACAAACGGCAAAUUUUGUUACCAAAGGCGAAUUCUUUAAACUGGAUAUAGACAAGGGUGUAUUUCUGGGUAAUACAAUUCAUCAUAUGCCAUCCAUUACUAGUGGAGCUUAUCGAGGAUGUUUUAGGAAUAUAGUAUUUAACGAUGUUGAAAUUUUAAAGGAAUCUAACAGAUCAUCCCAUUCACUUAUUGGCGUAAGUUGGGAAUGCUCUCCAGAAUUACUGGCGAAUAGUCGGACACCUAUUAGCUUCAUGCAAAAUGCAUCAUUCUUAGCUUUGCCCUAUAAUGCAAACAGAAAGACUCUAAAAUUGAACUUUGUUCUAAAAACAAGAUCGGGGGAAGCUAUUUUAUUUUAUAUGGCUGAGAAAUCUCAAUACAAACUUGGAGAUUUAGCAGUUUUAGAAUUGAAGUGAGUGAUUUAGAAAUAAUAUUUAUUAAAUUCAAUCAAUGUGCUAAAAGUAGACAGGAAAAGAAAAAGUAUCGUUAAAACUCUCGUACUAGUCUUUUUAAAAUUACAUAAGCAAUAUUAUAAGUUAUAUAUAGCUAAUAAAAGAAGACUAUUCUCUACUGGUUUUUUUAAUGAAAAGGUUACUCGGUAUUAAUUACGUCUUCUCUCGACUCUUCUUUUAUCAAUAAAAUUUAUUUACGUUACUCUAAAUAAGGAAUAGUAGAAAAGAUUAUCAGAGGACUUGUUUGCUGUCUUUCUCAAGCUUCGUCCGAUUGAAAGAAAAAGCUAAGCUAGCUUUCUUCAUAUACCAAAUUUAUCAAUAUCUCAUUUUCACUUUAUAAAAGGGAGACAUGGUUGAUAAAAUACAAAUAAUUAUUCACAAUUUUUCACAUUGCUAUGUAUGCCUUCCUUAUUCAGUUGACAAGUCACGUUGAUUUUAGCAGACAGCUGUGUAACUAGCAUAUUUAAAAGAUACUUUGAUUAGUUUGCCAUGACAAACUUCACGAUAAAAAAGUGAUGAUUUAUUAGGGUAAACAAAGCUAAGAGUUUGCGAGAAACCGUUUUAGUCCAACAUUGUACUUCUACAUUUUUCUAAUUCACUCAUUAGCAAUGGAAAAUUAAACCUAACUGUAAAUAAGGGGCAUGGAACAAUAUAUGUAUUAUCCGAGGAGAAAAUAAAUGAUGGAAGGGCUCAUAAUAUCAUGAUUGCUGUAAUGGCUGACUCAGUCGAAUUGAAUGUAGAUGGGAAAGAGAUGAAACGUCGUGCUAAGUUUAUGUACAAUAAAUUCCUAGAUAUAGAUGAAAAGGUUCUAUACAUCGGAGGGUUAUCGUUAUCAGCCCGAUCAGAUGCUAUCAGAAUAAAUCUGUUAUCAAUAAGGGAACCCAAUUCUCAAUAUGGCUCGAUGACAGGAUGCAUCAGCAACCUAUACAUAAAUGGCUUGAGAAUGGGUUUUGCGGAGGCGGUAACAUCUAGAUUUCUAAGGCCAGAGUGUAUUUGGACUUACGCAUGCGCUGAUAAACCCUGCAGUUUGGGAAAAGUUUGUAAGGAAAUAUCAUACUACGAUUACAUGUGCGUUUGUGAGAAUGAUAGGCCUUGUGACUCUGAAAAUAACAAACCUACAUUUCUUCCUAAGCAAUUGAUACAAACGCAAACAGUUAAUGUAAGAGAGGGAGAGAGAACUGUACUUACUCCAAACCACAUUUCACUUUCUUUUGACCCAAAAAUGCUUGGUUUAAAUUUGGAAAAUAUUAUUUAUAGAAUUAUCACGGCAGCCAGAUACGGUAGAAUAAACGUUGAUAUCCAACCUGGAAUUUUAUCUCUUAAGAAUGACUAUGCUUUCACUGCUGAGGAGUUGAAAGAUUCAAAAGUCACUUACAUACAUAAUGGGUCAGAAAAUAGAGCGGACAGUAUAGAUUUUUCGGCAGAAUUUAAAACUCAUUCACCCAUGAACCUUCCUCUCCGCUUGAAAAAGCCGUAUUACUUCACUCUUAACGUUCAUAUUACCCCGGGAAAUGAUCCACCAAAAAUUAUCAUUACUUCAUCUAUUAAAAUGAUAAGAUUCACAAAGAUUAUUUUGACAAAAGAUUUAAUGAGGGCAGCUGAUAAUGAUAACCCACCGUCGUCACUUAUUUGGAGGGUUAAGAAUAAGACGCCAUACAGUGGUUUCUUUGAAUUAAACGAAAGGAGUACAGAUACAUUUACUCAGGCCGAUAUUAAUGCCGGUAGAGUAACUUAUUCACACCGAGGUGAGAAAAAAGUAUAUAUCAGUGUUCAAGUGUCAGAUGGUCAGCAAUCUACUACAUCAACUUUGAAGAUAGAAGCUCUGCCACUAAAAUUAACAUCCGAAAAUAAUACCGGCUUAUAUUGCUACUCUGGUGAUAUUUUGGCAAUAACAUCUCAAAAUCUCUCGUUUACGACAAAUGUGGUCGGUCAGCAUUUUGAUAUUGAAUACGUAAUUUUCGACGCACCACUUUAUGGACACGUCGAGAAGAGAGAAGACGAUACUUGGAGAGCUACUUCCCACUUUAAGCAAAGCGAUAUAGAUAAUGGAUUAAUACGGUAUAAGCACGAUAUAAAAUAUCCUGCUCCUAAGAAGGACUCUUUUAAAUACUACACGAAGCUGUUGAAAGUGGAAAGCACUGAGUAUAACUUCUUUAUUCAUAUUGAGUCUAUUGUUUUAAAGCUUAAAACGAAAUCUCUCGAUCUACGUGCUGUUGGUUCAAUAGUAUUAACAAACAAACAUAUAAAAGCUGUCAGUAGCGUUUUACAACAUAAGCCUAGUGAUUUAAAAUUUUCGUUAAUCAAGCCACCGAAAAGAGGCUUUUUAACGCUAGACAACGCUAAAUUAGAUCAGAAUUCCUCAUGGACACAGCAGGACCUUAACGAUGGAGCCGUUGAAUAUCGUCUAAACAACGCUUUAUUUAAGGAGCAAAAAGAUGAAUUCGAGAUAAAAGCCUUCGUAGAUAGAAAUUCCAGCUCUGUACACAAGCUGAAAAUUGCCUAUAGGCCUAUUGAGAAAGGUGUUAAGUAUGUAAACACUGGAUUAAGAAAUGUAAAUGAAGGUGGAAGAGGGAAUAUAACAAUAAAAGAAUUAAGUUUAAUGACUAUCGAUACAAAAAAAUUUGUCUAUUCCCUUGUCGAACCUCCAAUGCAUGGAAGGCUAUACCUAGUUGGAAGCGAGGAUUACUACUCUAAAUCUUUUACGACGGAUGAUCUAAUAAAGAAGAAGCUUUAUUAUGAACACGACGAUAGUGAAAAUGAGAUCGACGAAUUUAAAUUUAGAGCCACUCCUCUUCAAUCUGAGAAAGAACCUAGACGAACCAAAAUUAGUAACUUCACUGAUACAUUUAUCAUUAGAAUGAAAAUGAAAAACGACGAGAAGCCUCUCAGAACAAAAUCAAAAAUUCUUCAUGUAGUUCAAAAUUCUAGUAGAAUAUUAACACCUGAAAUACUCACUUAUGAAGAUGCAGAUCUGCACACAGAUAAUACUCAACUGCAAUACUCUAUCAAUAAGAAUGAUUCAGCAAUUGGUUAUCUGAUCAGAUCAUUCGACAAAACUAAAGUAUACGCCUUUACGCAAGAUGAUGUUAAUAAAGGACGAAUAGCAUUUGUACACACUGGAAGUUUUUCGACUGGUAGAUUGGUUUACACAGUGACAGAUGGCCAAUCUUAUACGAAGGGCGCUAUUGACAUAGAAGCCUCAAAAGCUUUAAUCAAAAUAGAUAAUAAUACUGGUUUAGCUGUUUUCAAGGGUCAAAAAAUAAUAAUUACAAAUUAUAAUUUGAGUGUUACUGGUAAUUUUGAUCUCAACUAUUCAGCUGUCUAUUUUAGAAUAGAGAGACGACCUGAUCAUGGUAGAAUUCUUAAAUUAAAUGAGCAUACAGGGAAGUUUACUUUUGCAGAUAUUCAAAAUCGUUUAGUAUCUUACAAGCAUUAUGGAAAAAAUCUAAAAGAAGAUUCUUUUGAUUUUGCAAUUUACUCAGGAAAACUAAUGGCUAAAGGAACAUGCGAAAUUCGUGUUUUUUUAAAUGUUGAGCAAAUGCCACCAAGAAUUAUUGCCUUAAAAUCCCUAAGGGUUUACGAACAGGGGAGUAAAAUAAUAACAAGAGAUAUCCUAGAGAUUCAACAUUCUCAAACAUUACCUAAUGAAAUACGCUAUAGAGUUGAAGUUCAUCCUAGACACGGCAGGUUAUUACUCAAACGCGGUCGGAGAGGUGCUAGACAUAAUCCAAAAACUUUCACUCAGCAGGACAUAAAUGAUGAACUAGUACUUUACGAACACAGACGGAAAGGCAGCAAUAAGGAUUCUUUACGAUUUAGGGUCAGUAAUGGAAUACGAGCAAUUAAUACUGAACUUAUAAUCAACAUCGAACAAAUGUUAAUACCUUUUGAGCCUUCUAGAGUCUUACAAGUCCAGGAAGGAAGUUAUACUGAAUUAACAAGCGAUCUAUUUAAGACAGAUUCUCUAAUUGAUUUGGAUUUUGUAGUAGUUCGACAACCAAUUCACGGUAAAAUAUAUUAUCUUGGUAAGCGAGACAUCAAAAUAUAUCAAUUCAACUGGAAUGAUAUUCAAAGAAACGAUAUAUCAUAUUUACAUGAUCACUCCGAUACUAUAAAAGAUAAUUUUACCUUGUUGGUUAAAAGAAGCAGGAAGAAUGUUCAAACGUCCGAUCCCACAAUCUUUCAUGUCGAAAUAAAGAGCUUGAAUGACAAAAGGCCUCAACUGAAUGUAAAAACUAUUAAAUUUUGGCAUUUUAGAAAAACAGUAAUUGGAAAACGUCAUAUCCACGUUAGAGAUAAAGAUACUAAGCCAAAAUUUCUAACAAUAUUUAUUCUGGAUGGAUCAGACGACUGUUGGUUUGCGUACAAAUUUCAACCAAAUGUAAGAUUAAGUAAUUUUACUCAACAUCAGAUUAACAAGGGUCAAAUUAUUUAUGUUCAUGAAAGUACAAGUUCCUCGGCUAGCUUUACCCUAAUAGCAGCUGACGGAAAGCAUAGAACUCAGAGAAAAACACUAAAGGUCAAGGUUAAAAAAUUAGAAUUAACAUUACAAGUUAAUGAAGUGAUAUUGGCCUUCCCCCUUGUUAAAACGAUCUUAAGCAGUAAAGAUCAUCUAAAGACCAUUACAAACGAUAUCGAUAAUGCAAGAAAUAUAACGUACAACAUUCAAUCAAAGUUCAAACACGGACGACUUGUAAAUCUACAGGAUCAGGAGGUAACAUCUUUCCAACAAUAUGACAUAGACAUGGGGAAUAUAGCUUAUAAGCAUACAGACGCCGUAAGAACAAUGGACAGAGAUGAGGCCAAAAUGGAUAUAAGUACCCCAUUUGCUCAAGAUUUGGCUCAUACGCCAAUAUCUGUUCGAAUAUCCUACAACUUUUUGACAAAUCAGAAUCAAGCCGAAUUAAUAAAAAUUAAACCAAUAAUAAUUAGUGAAGGUGAAUCAUUUGUCUUAAAAGAUCACUUCGAUGAUACCAUGCUGGUUAAAAAGAUUUCCGAUCCAACUUCUAUAAUGUAUGGAAUAAAAAGUAAACCAUUUCAUGGAGUUUUAACAAAGAAUAAUAGAAAUAUCUCAACUAAAAGUUCAUUUUCCAGAGACGAUUUAUUAUCUGGGCGGGUAAAAUAUAUUCACGACGAUUCUGAUACUACAAAAGAUAACUUCACUUUAGUCUUGACAGCAGAUUAUAAAAAAAUUAGUUACAACACAAAAGGAUUAGGAAUAGUUAUUCAUAUAGACAUCAAACCUAUCAAUGAUGAACCAUGGAUUCUCUUAAAUACUAAUCCUGAAAUACACGUAAUUCUUGGUUUUACUUCAGUUGUUAAUCAAUCAACUUUUAACAUAAAAGACCCUGAUACUGAAAGUGAUCAAAUCAUAUAUACAGUAACUGAGAGACCUGAUAAUGGCUAUCUCGCCUUCGAGAAUUCUCUAGAUAAAGAGGAACUUACUUGGACACAGAGAGAUAUUAAUAGUCAAAGAUUAAUAUUUGUUCAAAAUGGUCGCCCUAAAACAGCAGCUUUGCAAGUUCGGGUAUCGGAUGGUGGAGUACAUAGACACGCUGACCAUAUUGCGUGCAUAAUUACUGUUCAUCCAUUAACGUUAUCGAUAAAUCCUCGAAAUUUAAACAACGUAAAAAUUUUGCAAGGCAGAUCAGCCAUUGUUAUCACCAAAGAUAAUAUUUUACCAAAGACGAAUGGAAUUGCCAAUAUAGUUCAGUAUAACGUAACAAAACCCCCGAAAUACGGAAAAUUAUAUUUAAGAAAUACACCUGUAUCAUCGUUCUCUCAAUGGGAUGUAAACAGAAAUCUUUUAAUGUACGUUCAAACAAACUUGUCAUCAGGGAACGAUUCAUUCAUAUUCGACGCUUAUGAUGAAUAUAACGAAAUAGCCGGUAAUGUUUUGAAAAUAUCGAUUAUAUCUCAAAUCACCGUAAAGGACUUCCAAGCCGUUUCUAAUCAGCAAAUGCCUAUAACUCUUGCUCAUUUAAACGCUGCUAACCUGGCAAGUUUAACUAACGAUGAUCCUCUCUUUCGUAUUAUCAGUCGACCCCGAAUAGGCUCAUUAAGAAUGAGGGGAAGCCCAGAAUCCGUAUCAAAAUUUAAACAACAAGAUCUUGUAGAGGAGAAAAUAUUUUUCGAAUCUUACACGGUUUACGAUCUAGAGAAAGAUAGUUUCAUUUACGAAGUUUCUGCAAGAUACGCUCAACCGGUUAGAGGUAUUUUUAACAUUACCAUCUUACCAACUGCUCCAACAACUGCAAAAGCCCAUUUAAGCACUCUGUCUACAGAGAGAGACCAAAAAACUGACAGUAAAAUUAGACCCACGCCCAGGGAAAAAACAGAUAGUGAAGAAGAGUCUGACUCUGUUAGUCAGGGACAUUUAUUAAUUGUUAUAAUUGUUUGUGCGGUAGCCUUGGUUACUAUAUUAACAUUUGUAAUAAUUAAAUGUGUAAAGAUGCGAAAGAAGCAAAAACAAAAUCAAGUUCCAACUAGAAAAGAAAGUGCAAGUAUGCUAAAGAAAGAGGAGUGUAGCCAAAAAACGGAAAGCGACUGGCAAAAGGUUGAUGCUGAGUUGUUGCAGCAUUGCAGAACUACUAACCCUGUUUUGCAUACGAACAAGUAUUGGGUCUAGCUUUAUUGUAUGGUGCUAUAUAGUUUUCAUUAAAAAAAACUAUACAUUUAUAGAGUAUACUUGUGUAUAUACGGUACGUCUAGGAUUUCAUCGAUUGGUAUGUUAUAAAUCAUAACUUUAUUCUAUUGGCCAUAUUAUUAUUUUUACAUGAUAAUGAUUGUAUGUAUUAAAUUUUUUUAAUGUUUUAUUCAUAGUAAUAAUGGUACCAAUAAAUUUUCAAAAAUACACAAUUGAUAGUAUUGAAU
Messenger RNA from Dimorphilus gyrociliatus, 7781 nucleotides. NCBI's taxonomy places the organism in Eukaryota, Metazoa, Annelida, Polychaeta, Dinophilidae. The record is from the annotation of a GenBank genome assembly.